GCAAAGAUAAUGCCUGUACAAUCAAUGACAUCAUCCUCCUGCUUAUAUAUAUAGGGGAAUGGCCAGAGCACCUCUCAUAGUUCACUCACUUUCAAAGCCAGCUGAAGGCAAGAGGAAGUGCUAGAGAGAGCCCCCUUCAGUGUGCUUCUGACUUUUAUGGAAUUGGCUUGUUAGAAGGCUGAAAGAUGAUGGCAGGAAUGAAAAUUCAGCUUGUAUGCAUGCUACUCCUGGCUUUCAGUUCCUGGAGUCUGUGCUCAGAUUCAGAGGAAGAAAUGAAAGCAUUAGAAGCAGAUUUAUUGACCAGUAUGCAUACAUCAAAGAUUAGUAAAGCACAUGUUCCCUCUUGGAAGAUGACUCUGCUAAAUGUUUGCAGUCUUGUAAAUAAUUUGAACAGCCCAGCUGAGGAAACAGGAGAAGUUCAUGAAGAGCAGCUUAUUACAAGAAGGAAACUUCCCACUGCUUUAGAUGGCUUUAGCUUGGAAGCAAUGUUGACAAUAUACCAGCUCCACAAAAUCUGUCACAGCAGGGCUUUUCAACACUGGGAGUUAAUCCAGGAAGACAUUCUUGAUACUGGAAAUGACAAAAAUGAAAAGGAAGAAGUCAUAAAGAGAAAAAUUCCUUAUAUUCUCAAACGGCAGCUGUUUGAGAAUAAACCCAGAAGACCCUACAUACUCAAAAGAGAUUCUUACUACUACUGAGAGAAUAAAUCAUUUAUUUACAUGUGAUUGUGAUUCAUCAUACUUUAAAUAUCAAAUUAUAUUUGUGUGAAAAUGUGACAAAACACACUUAUUUGUCUCUUCUACAAUUGUGGUUUAUUGAAUGUGAUUUUUCUGCACUAAUAUAAAUUAGACUAAGUGUUUUCAAAUAAAUCUAAAUCUUCAGCAUGAUGUGUUGUGUAUAAUUGGAGUAGAUAUUAAUUAAGUCACAUGUACAAUGUUUUGUAAUUUUGCAAAACAUAUCUUGAGUUGUUUAAACAGUCAAAAUGUUUGAUAUUUUAUACCAGCUUAUGAGCUCAAAGUCUUACAGCAAAGCCUAGCCUACAUACCAUUCACCCAAAACAAAGUAAUAGCACCUCUUUUAUUAUUUUGACUGAAUGUUUUAUUGAAUUGAAAGAAACAUACAUUCUUUUCAAGACUUCCUCAUGAAUCUCUCAAUUAUAGGAAAAGUUAUUGUGAUAAAAUAGGAACAGCUGAAAGAUUGAAUAAUGAACUAUUGUUAAUUAUUCCUAUUUUAAUGAAUGACCUUGAACUGAAUUUUUUGUCUGUUAAAUGAACUUGAUAGCUAAUAAAAAGACAACUAGUCAUCAAAAUC
This is a messenger RNA of Cercocebus atys (sooty mangabey), 1311 nucleotides long. RefSeq names its product neurotensin (gene NTS). The coding region runs from base 186 to 698 and encodes 170 amino acids. Gene Ontology annotation, molecular function: neuropeptide hormone activity. Gene Ontology annotation, cellular component: extracellular region; axon terminus. The record is from RefSeq and is a predicted model, not a curated record. Lineage: Eukaryota; Metazoa; Chordata; Mammalia; Primates; Cercopithecidae. The transcript has 4 exons.